AUGAAUCCUCAGAACAAGAAGAAGAAGAAGCUCUUCGGGUUUCUAGACCGAAGCCACUCAAAUCCUCAUUUACCAGAGAGCGGACCUAGUGAAAUCGAGACGUCCUCUCUCCCGCCUUCACAGCAUGAAUCUCGCAAAGGACUCCCGGUUCCCAAGUUCUUGCGCAAGGUCAUCAAGCGCCGUCCUGCUUCAAGCGCUCAAAAAUCACCACACCCUGAACCCGCAGCUGUAGGUUCCAGCGUACAACCUGUCCCACCUUCUCAGACAACUCAGGAUCCUUCACCACCCAUUGCUCCCGCUCCCGAAGCAGCUCCGGACCAGGCUUCUAAUUUAGCGAUUCCAAAGCCCGAACCACCAUCUGACCUGAAGCCUGUAGAGACAGCGCUCGCGGAUGCCGAAGCAGGUUUCAAAGACAUCGCACGUGGCUCGAAAAGCGUUCAAGAUGCAGCUUCAGUACCCAACAACUUACCGUCCGAUCCCAAUACGAUCGACUCGCUCUCCGCGAUACUUGGACCCUUGAAGGCAUUCAACUCCAUCGCUACCGAACUCGCAGCUCUCCAUCCCUAUGCAACGCUGGCAUUGGGUAUCUUCACUUACGCGUCCAAGGUUGAUAAGAAUGUUUGA
Molecule: messenger RNA, 624 nt
Organism: Suillus paluster
Lineage: Eukaryota; Fungi; Basidiomycota; Agaricomycetes; Boletales; Suillaceae
Exons: 6
Coding region: 1-624 (207 amino acids)
Source: RefSeq, a predicted model, not a curated record